AUGAACAGAUAAUCAAUUGAUACAGCCAAUGAUAACAAGAGUUUACUCAAGAAGAGAACUUAUGAGUAGAAAGAUCAUCUCAUCAUGCAAGAACCAAACUUUUAAGAAAUAACUAAAUCAAAGAAUGAUGCUCAAAUUAAAGGUGCUACAAACUUAUUAGGAAAACAAAAAGAAGACUGCUUUAACUUAGAAAGAGGAAGAUGA
Messenger RNA from Stylonychia lemnae, 204 nucleotides. NCBI's taxonomy places the organism in Eukaryota, Ciliophora, Spirotrichea, Sporadotrichida, Oxytrichidae. The record is from the annotation of a GenBank genome assembly.